AUAAUUCACUCUUGAUUUGUAUGGAGGCCUAAACAAAAGACAAGUCGAUGACCUUUGGGCACCCACCCACACAUGGGGUACCUGAAUUGUCGCUAUUGUUCAAGCGAAAGGGAAAGGGGUCGGGUGGCGGGGGCGUGGUGCAUCGUAAACUAUAAAUACCGCUCGUGCAUCGAAAAAAAAAUAUCAAAACCCACAGAAGAGAAGAAUGCGUCCAACCACCCAGUCCAGUCAGAAUUCUUUGCUGCUGCUGCUGCUGUUGCUGCAGCUCCUUCAUUUGGUUUUGGCGCAAAAUUUCUGCGAUCCGUCACUUUGUUCAAGGGGCAGUCGUCAUAUCGGCUGUGGCCAUAACGGCCGUUUUGCCAACGGCUGCCGGGGUGAAUUUGUGAACAUAAAUGCGCACAGAGGCUUAAUCCUGCAACUGCACAACCAGCGCCGCAAUCAAAUUGCGGGAGGUGGCCUGAGUGGCUUUCCCAGUGCGGUGCAAAUGGGGACCAUGUCCUGGGACCCGAUACUGGCCCGCCUGGCCGCCUACAAUGUGCAGCAGUGCCGCAUGGCGCACGAUCAGUGCCGCAAUACGAACGUUUAUCGUUUCUCCGGCCAGAAUCUGAGCGUGCUCUUCACGCGACGCAACAUUAACACAGCCCAGUAUCUGAGGCAGCGCAUCGCAGACUGGUUCGACGAGUAUAGAGAUGCGACCAGGGCUGAUAUAGAACGCUUUAGGUCACGUGGCGGACCCGCAAUUGGUCAUUUUACGGCUAUGGUAAAUGAGCGCAACAAUCGCAUCGGUUGCGCCGUUGCCCGUUAUACGAGUGCAUCUGGCAGCAGCGGCACACUGCUCGCCUGCAACUAUGCGGUAACGAAUAUGAUCAACAAUCCCGUUUAUCGGCCCGGAAGAUCGGCAUCCCAGUGCAGAGCGGGCCGCAAUCCUCGAUACACCAAUUUGUGUGCUGCCAAUGAGGUAUACAGUUACAAUAACUGGUCGGGUUGAUUUCCCUGUCAAAUUCACCGUUAUUUGUAGGCUUACACCAUGUCCCAAAGGAGGGGAAAGUAAUUUCCUCAAACUUUUCCAAGCUUUUAGCACUGGGAAAU
Messenger RNA from Drosophila grimshawi, 1089 nucleotides. RefSeq names its product antigen 5 like allergen Cul n 1. The coding region runs from base 206 to 988 and encodes 260 amino acids. NCBI's taxonomy places the organism in Eukaryota, Metazoa, Arthropoda, Insecta, Diptera, Drosophilidae. The record is from RefSeq and is a predicted model, not a curated record. The transcript is spliced from 3 exons.